UAAAUGCACAUUAUUAAAUGUAGUAAUAAAAUGGCGAGUUAGUUUGUUGACGUUCAUUUUAAGAUUCUUUUUAGAGUGAGUGUAGGAAGAUUUUUUAAUUUAAUUAAUAACGUAUAAGAAUAUUAGUUUAUAUAUGAAAUAGCUGGCUUGUUCAUGUGACAUGAGUUCAAUUAAUUCGAUGACUGAACUUAUCCAAAAUAUUUCUACAUUCGCUGAUGGAGAUCAUAAUUGCACUGCUAUUGAUAAGACUACCGGGAAAACUUGCGGUGAAUUAGAAAGUUUAAAAAUUAUUGAUGAGUUUCAAAAAUUAUAUGAGAGUCGUAUCCAGAAUGUUGAUCAAGAAAUCGACAAUGAAUUUGAUCGUGUCAUUACAAAAUUGGAAAUUUCGAGGGAAUGGAUUAAGAAUUUAAGGGAGCAAAAUGUCAUGCUGGUACAGAUUGUGGAGGAUUUAGAGCAUGCUGCUUGUAACAGGGUGAAAUUAUUGAAACAAAAGUUAAAGCAAUCGUCCAUAAUAGUAUCUGAAAAUUUAACAAAAUCAGGCUAUACAGAAAAGACUAUAAAUACGCUUACACAUCGUGUAAGUAAUUUGCAAAAGGAAGAGGAAUAUAUGCGCCACAGGAUAGAGUUUCUACAAAAUGAUAUAAAAGAAUUAUUGGAAUUGAUAAGACGUGCGUCGCAAGAAAACCGUUGGAAUUUAGAUGGGUUGAAGUUUAUAGAAAUUCAACCUACCGAUAUACCUGCUCCUCUCGAUUGUUCUUGUGGCCAGGAAGAAAUAAACCAGACAAGGAUUCAAUCUUUGAGAUUGCAAAUUGAACAGCUUCAAGAAAAUGAAAAUAAAAUGGUUGGGUAUCAAAAGGAACUGGAAGAAAAAUUGGCCGACCUUACAAAGAAAUUAGAAACUAAGGAAGAUACUAUUGAUAAAUUUUUAAUUAAAAAUCAAAACUUUGCUGAUAACGUUAGGAAAUUUACCCAAAUUGAAAAUGAAACUACAUGUAAUUCAAUUUUAACAAAUGACCAACAAACUUCUGAUGUGCCACAUGUUACUUAUGUCGAUACCGUCACUAUUCAAGAGAAUCACAUAAUAUCAUACUUAACUAAAGUGAAGUCGUUAAUGGAACAGGACGAGCAAAAUAUUUUUAAACUAAAAGAAGACCUGGAGAAAGCUAUGGAAAAAUUAUGCUGUGAAAACAACGAAGCCACAAACAUACAGUACGAACUAUGUCAAAACAUUGACAAUAUAAAAAAAGUAUGCCCCGAAAAGUUUAUUAUGAUGAAUAUUAAUUUUAUAUAUACACUACUUUAUAUUAAUUAUGUAAAAUAUUUACAGUAUGUUAAUUUAGAUGAAGAAACUAUUAAUGUACAAAAUCAAUUAAUAAGAAAUCGAGAGAAAAUGAUAGAAAUACUAGAUAGAUUGCAUUUACAAGAAGAAGAAAGAUCAAGACAUAAUGAAAAAAUUACUUCAGGAAAAAUCAAACUGAAGGACAUUAAAGAUGAAAUGAAUCAUGCUCAAGUCCGAUUAUCAAUGCAUUUACAAAAAAUGGGAAGUAAUAUGCAGGAAACCAUCAUGCCUAGUUAUUCCGAAGUGUCUUUGUGCAAUGAUCUAGUGUGUUCGGUCAUAAAGGAAAUAGAACAAACUUCAAAUAGUCUACAAGUGUUUGAAAAUCAAGAAUGCUGCAUUACUACGAACAAGGAAGAACUAAUAUAUCAAUUGCGUGAAAUAGAGUCAUGUAUAAUAGGAUUAGAGAAAAAGAUUAAUGAAGCAGUUAGUAUACAUAUUGAGAAAUUCAAAACAUUAAAAGAAGAAUUAGAUGUAAUCCACUCAAAAAUAGAACAUUUAUCAGAAAUAUUUUUCAACUUAAAAGAACAGACAUGCGACAGUAACGGUGCAGAAUCUCAGCUAUAUACACAGACUUGGAAUGAAAUAUUGCAAACUAAACAGGAUUUGCACAAAUUAAAAAAGGGGCAUGACGAGUUAAAGUACAAAAUGUCACAAAAAACGCUUCAAACAGAAUGCGAUGAUAAAUGCCUAUGGAAGUCCAGAGUUAUUGAUUUACAGGGACAAGUUAAAAUAUUACAACAUGAGAUAAAAUGCAAACAAGAGACAAACGAGUUUUUAAAAAGUAGUAUUGAAUCGACGGAGGUGGAACUUCGUUCCGCACGAUUAAGGGCAGAAAACUACAAACGAUCUCAUUCCGUGGACAGCAUAGAAUUAAAGAAAAAGAUCAUACAAUUAGAAAAUACACUUAAAUUACAAGAAGAAAGGGAAUGUACACUUCGACAACAAUUACGCGAGAGUGAAGCAGAAUUCAACAAAUCGAAAGAAUUUCUGAAUUCCUUCAAAAACGAAUGUAGUAUCGAAGAAUCAUUGUUACGAUAUGGUUGUAAUCAAGUUAAACACGAUACAAUGACUGUACCACAGAUAUUUAAAAUCUUGGAAAACACCAUAAAAUCUACCAAACGUGAUAUACAGGAUGUUAAGACAGAGUUUAAAAAAUUGAUUUACGAAGGCCAAUCUAAUUUUUGUUCAUCUGCAAGACUACUUAUGAAUCUAACGGACAAGUUACAAAAAUGCGAAGAUGAAUUAGACAGUUGUUCUCAUGAAAUCGAAAAACUUGAAAAUACUUUACAUUCCAAAAAUAAGCUCAUAGAAGAUAGAGACGAAAUGAUCGAAAUUCAAAAAGAGGCAAUUGCAAUGAUGCAAACUGAGAUAAAGGAGCUUCAUCAGAAACUACAAGAAAAGAUCGAUAAUCAGGAUCAAAUACUCACCCAGUAUGAAAAAGAGAAGAAACAACUAUUGAAGCAGAACGAACUUCAAAGUCAAACUAUAGGACAUUUGCAAAAUGCAGUAGUAGAAGCUAAACGAUGUAUAGAUCAAAUGGGACACAGAACUAUGAGCGAUCUUCAGGAAAAAUGUGAAAGUAUUCGUUUACUGACAGUGUACAUAGAAGAAACUCAAAGUCAAUAUAAUGAAUGCUUCUGUGAGGCUGCUAAGCAAGAGAAAUUGUUGGAACUACAAAGGGAGUCAAUUAAUCAACUUCAACGAAAAAUUUCUUACAUAGAUUACCUGUACAAUUAUUUCAGAAAAUUAGUUUCAAAAUGUGAGCAGAGAACAAAACUUAAUAAAGAUAAAGAGUGCCAGUGCAUAAUAGAAGUUGCCGAUAAAGGUUGCAUCACACAAGAUGUAAUUAAUUUCGAUGAUACAAUGUGUGAUAACAUAGUACAAUUCAAGAACUAUUUACAAGAACACGAGUUGCAAUCAGAAAUAGACACUUUAAUUAGAGAAAAUGGAGAUAUGAAGAAGCAAUUGGAAAAAUACAAGUUAGAUUUUGAUAUAAUUGACAAAGAAUUGAAAAUAGAACGAGAAAACGAAACUUAUACGCAGCAAAUUGCAUUUGAAUUACAAAAAAUGAGAGACACAGAAUGUUGUCUACGUUAUGAAAAUGAACAACUGAAAUCUGAUUUGAAGAAGAGAACGAGAGAAGCAGAAAAUUUAAUUGGGAAGAUGCAUGUUUUUAAAGAAAAUGAUAUAAAAUUGGAUAAAUUAGUUAUGGAAUUGGAAGACAAACAAACACAAAUCAGUAAUUUUUACAAACAAAUUAAGAAUAAUGAAAUUGUUAUGAAAAAACAAAUUGAAACUAUCGAAGGUCUUGAAAAAAAAUUAUUUAGAAGCAACGUCCAGGCUCAAGGGUAUCUAACCGAGUUAAAUGAUGCGGAAGAAGAAAUGUCAGCUCUACACGAUAGAAUACAAUCCUUGAAAAACAUGCUGAUAGAAAAGUCAAAUAACAUGACUAAAUUGCAAGCAGAUUAUGAAAUGCUAAAGAAUGAUAAUUCUAUAUUGAAGAUGGAAAACAACGCAUUUGAAAAUAAAUCAAAGGAAGAUGUUUGCCUGUUGAAAAAUAAGUUGAAAGAAAUUCAAAAACAAUUAUGCUGUACCGAAAUGAAUUAUCACAGAGUCACAGAGGAUUUCCAUGAGGUGCAAGAACAAUUGGUAAAAAUGACAAAACGUGAAGCAGAUUUACAAGAAUAUUUGACAAACAUAGAAAAGGAAUAUUGCUCAAAAAUAUCAAAUAUGGAAAAUGAGAAUGCUAAUCUUACAGACUGUUUAAAUAAAUUCAAGGAUGAGUUAAACAAUAUUCAAGGGAAUUAUUUAUCGAAAACUGAUGAUCAUUGUAAACUCCAAGACAUUUGUAAAUCCUACGCCGAACAAUUAGAUAUUUUUCAACAACAAGUUGAAAAAGAACGAGAAAAAUUGAAAGAAUGCAUGGAAGAAAAUUGCCUUCUUAUUAAGGAAAAAGCCAUGGUGGAACAAAACAAUUGUGAAAUUAUUUCCGAAUUACAAGAAACGCAUAAGUCAUUAUUAGAACUUAGAAAAGAAUGUCAGCUGAAAAAUAAAUCUCUUGCUUGUAUAUCGGCAGAAUUAACAGAAACAGCUAAGAGUAGGUCUGAACUUUGUAAUCAAUCUCAGUACAUUGUCUCUUGCAUUCGUAUUUGGAUGAUGGAGCAACGAGACUAUGUUAACAAACUCAGUUCCAAAUUGAAGUGUCAGCAGCAACAAUUACGAGAACUUGAGUUUGAGAAAAAAACUCUUUUAGAAGAAACAAAGAAAUUGAAACACCUAUUAAUUCAGAGAUUGAAACGGAUGAACAGAUAUAGUGGGAAGAAUAUUAAAAACGUUUGUAUCGGUUGCCACAUAUUGCCUCCAGCUAGCACACAAAAUUCUGGCACGCUAGUUUCCACAAAUUCAAAAUAUCUGUACCCACAAAAAAAAUCGAAUUCUACUAAGACAGCACGACGUAUUUCAACGUAUGGCCAUACUUGGUUUUUUCCUAAAAUGAAAUACUUAACAAAUGAGCUUCGAAAGAGUAAUGUAGAGUAUGAAGAAAAUUUCUGUAACAGAGGAAGCACUGAUUCAGCAUUAGAAGAAAGUCGUGAUUGUGGUUAUCAAUCGUCCGCCAGCAAAUGAGAAUAAUACGAAACAAAUAAUUUUAAUAGAAUUAAAAUAAUUAUCUUUUUUAUUAUACUAUCUUUGAAUUUUCUAAUCGAACGUUAUAAUUUUCACUGUUAGUAGAAAAAGGUGCGUUCCUAUAAUUGAUUUUCUUGAAUCCAACUCAACGAGUUAUCCAAAUUUAUAGUGAAAUGAUAAAUUUCAUGACAUAAUAUAUGUAAUAAUACAAGAUUUUCCAAAAAUACUUCAUUAAAUAUUUCGAACACACGUUUACAUUCUACCAUAGAGAAAGCUUCGAUACUGUUUGGAGGAUUCUGAAACGAAAAAUUGGCAUAUGCAUGAAAUAAUUACAUCGUAAACAGUUAUUUUCUUAGAAGUUAGAGCAAUAUUAUAUAAAAAGAUACAAACUAGCACAGCAUGCACCAAAAUACUUUCACGAAAAUACUGAAACACUUCUUCGGCUGUACAAUGUGGAUUGGAAAGGAAAAAUAAAUGUGUUAAGUGGACAACUCCUAAAACUACUGAAACGGCUUUCUCUGUGAAAGAGUAAAAUCUGAAACAUGAUUAAUAUUUAUUUGCAUUCACCGAGCAAGAAAAAUUAUAUAGUAAUAAAUUUAUACCUCGCAAAUUUAAAAAAUUCCCAUAAUACUUUGGCAAAUAUGUGAUUACUUUUACCUUUAUACCGAUAAGAGAAUAUUUUAUCUAUAAAAAGGCAUCACUUUCAUUCAGAACAUAAUUAUUACUUAUAAGACACAUUAGAGUAUAUUUGCAAUAAUUUACCAAAGAGAGACAGUCCCUCGCUCCUCUGACAUUUCUUCAAAUAAAUUAUAUGUUUGUCUGUAAAAUAUUUCCAAAUGCAAACUCCCGGCAAUGGCGGUGUAACAUACCGAUCAUAAACUGGAUUUUUUGGAUGAAUCCAUGCCCCACAUAAAUCGUCAUAAUUUACAUUUGUUUCAAUGUAGAUGUCCGAGCAGACUUUUCGUGGAAUUUCACUUUGAAUGCUUGGUAUUAUACGUUCCGAUAAGGUACAUGAUUUAAUAUGCAGUAUUGAUUCUAAAUUAUCUGUUUUAAUAUGAUCAUUUGUUAUCAUAAAUUUAGUCGACAUUAUUCGAAAUUACUGCGUUUAACUGUAAUCUCUAACUGAGCGAACAUCGCACAUAUAAAGAUGUUAAACUUUUGAAUUCAAAUUCGUAACAAAAAUCGCAAGUAAUAAUACCAACAUCUUGCAGAAGUUUAUAAAAUGUGUACACGUUGGUAACACUGUUACUUGACGAGCUGCUAUUUCCUUUUACUUUGUAAAAAGCGCGAAAUAUUUAAGGGUGUUUUCAUAAUAAAUUAAAUUAUUUCUCAAGAAUUCUAUUCUAUUUCUGUUCGCAUCGAAAUAAUAGAUUUAUUUAUAUGCGAUCUUUUUGGACGAGAGUGAACGGUGAAUGUGACGGAGCCGAUAAUAAUAUUCACAAGUUUAUUCUUUCUCUUGUGUAAUCAUUUAUAAUUUAUCAUGAAUUAUUGAAUAAAAUUAAUAUACAAUA
Molecule: messenger RNA, 6474 nt
Organism: Megalopta genalis
Lineage: Eukaryota; Metazoa; Arthropoda; Insecta; Hymenoptera; Halictidae
Source: RefSeq, a predicted model, not a curated record